AUGGCGACGGCGACGGCGCCCAGAGCCGUGGAGGCCGACGAGAACGCCACCCCGAGGCGCCCCGUGCCGCCGGCGAGGUCCGCGUCCCCGCAGAGGAAGAAGGUCCUGGGGGAGCGGAACAGCGGCGACAGCCGCAGCCGCGGGGAGGGCGCGUCGGCCCAGCCUAAGGCCGCCACUAGCCCUACCCCUGCGUCCCCCACCGGCCGCGCGACGGGGGCGGGGCCGUACGACCCGAAGACGAACUGCACCACGCCGCGGCCGGAGUUCCUGCGCUACGACCCGAAGCGGAGCGCCGAGAUCCUCAUCCGCCUGGAGCGCGAGGCCGCGGAGGACGAGGACCUCCUCUCCGGCGUCACCUCGGGCACCGAGAUGUCCGAGCCGGUCUCCUCCGGCUCGUACAGCGGCGACUCCGAGUGCGACGACGCGGACGACGAGGAGGAGGCGGUGCCGGCGCGGGGACGCGGCUGGGCGCGGCGGCUGUUUCUCCUUCUCGUCUCCGCGGCCUGCCUGCUCUGCUACGUCUACUGUAUGAGUUCCUCCACCCCCUUCCCUGCUACCUCAGAAGAGUCUCUCGAUUUCGUCGGAUGGAACGGGAGCAUGCGUGGUGUGGGCGGUCAUGAAGUAUUUUCUCUGCUGGGGCCAGUUGACAUGAUGGGUUUGGAGGAUGGACCUGAAGCAAUUGUGUGCCGGGACAGUGAAGAUGGCAUCCCUUUGCGCGGGCCAGGAGGUUCUCCUAGCAAUUUCAUGGCAGUUGCAAUGAUGGGGAUGGCAGAUGCUUGCCCCAACGUUCCUUUCGGGGAAUUCUCAUGCCAGAUUGGGGAUGAGAGCAGCGAGAACGUGGAUGUUCUCAAGGAAGAUUCUGAGAUAGGCGAGCUGGAAUCAGAAGCGGUAACAGGGGGAGAUGACCUUGAGGAUUCCUUCGGUUCCACUUCCACCCACAGCCAUGAUACCAGCAUGGAAGAGGACAAGCUAGGAUUAGUUCACCAAGAGAAACGCGGAGUUAAUUCAGAGCACUCCAUGGAGAAAACUAUGGAACCAGAGAGUGUGAAGGUGGAGAACAACGAUGAGGAGCUACACUCGCUGGAGUAUGGGAACACAGCAGAAGCCGCCAAGGAACUCGGUCGUAUGGUGAAGAAACUCUGGUCUGCAGUGGAACCUCAUUUGCUGAAGAUGUUGGCGUGCCUGUCUGUUGCAGCAGCCUUUGUGACUGCUAUGCUCCUCAAGUAUUCCCGAAGAUCUCGUAAGGUCCAUGCGCCCGUGUCAAAGCGCCAGAUCCACCUGCCAGCCUUAAUGUCCCUUCAGUUGGUCAUGGGAAUCGUGAUCAGAUGA
Molecule: messenger RNA, 1329 nt
Organism: Lolium rigidum
Lineage: Eukaryota; Viridiplantae; Streptophyta; Magnoliopsida; Poales; Poaceae
Exons: 2
Coding region: 1-1329 (442 amino acids)
Source: RefSeq, a predicted model, not a curated record